Molecule: messenger RNA, 1824 nt
Organism: Vicugna pacos (alpaca)
Lineage: Eukaryota; Metazoa; Chordata; Mammalia; Artiodactyla; Camelidae
Source: RefSeq, a predicted model, not a curated record
GGCCCGGAAAUUUGGCCCAGGACUCCUGCCUGCCCCCAUUCCAGGUCCCAGGGGUCACAGCCACAGCAAGUGACUCUCAGACUUCCCUUGCAGCAGGGGCAUUUACCAGCAAGGCAUGAGUUGUAGGCUGUCCAGAGGAUACCAGCCCUCCCUCCGUCCCAGGGCAGGGGCCUUCAGUGACCAUAUGUGCUCUUCUGAAAAGCGGAGAGAGGGCUUCCUUCUAGAGCCCUGUCUCCUUUCUGGACUAGCCAAUGCCCCUGUCUGGAGCUUCCUCAUGCAUUUUCCACCCUCCUAAGUCCUCAAAGAAGAGGGCGGACAAGAACCCACUCCUUGGUUACUUGCAGCUAGGGAGGGCCAGUGCAGGGGUGUGAGGGCGCAGAGCAGCACUGACAGGGUCCAGACAUGCAAGCUGUGACUCUAAAGCCAUCCCACCAUGGACCAAGUGGCCUUAUAGGUUGUGGCCCUCCUGUCCCUGGAGGUUUGUUAAUGGAGGCUGGGCUGUCACUCAUUCAGGGGAAAAAGGGAUCGGAAUAGAGUGGAAGGUUGGACUGGGUGGCCCCUGAGGUCCCUUCCAGCGCUCAGUCUGAGGUUCUGUGUUGGAAAGCGCACGGAGACCAUGGUGCCACCACCCUCCUCGCCAGUCCAUCCCCCACCGAGAGCUCGCCGACUGUCCCGCCCCUGCCGGGCCUCCCGCCUGCCCUACGGCACAUGCCGCCCCCCGGCUUGGCCUCCCCACCAUCCCGCCCAGCAAGGUGCCGAGCCCGAAGCCGAGUAUCCCAGCCAGCCCGCCGGUCACCAGGAGCCAGCUGCCGUCCACCGCGGGAUCAACCUGCUGUCACGCGGAGCACAAAGAACCACGCGCCUUCACCAUGCCUUCCGCCAGCCCCCCAAAGUGUGUUGUACCCCGAUGUGGACUUGUCUGCCCACCACCACGGUCCAAGCCUCCGCCCCUGCCGCCACAGCGCCUGCCAGCCAUCCUGCCAGUCUCCAGGAGUCUCCUGCCCGCCUCCAAAGGGCCAACAGCCAGCCCCACCGGGCGCGAGGGCCAGCGCGAUCCCGCAGCCGCUCCCUCCGGGGCUUACCCCAAGUAACCCAGUGGCUCAACAACUUCUUCGCCCUUCCUUUCUCCUCUCUGACUCCCCAGCUCGAUGCCUCUCUCAGCCGGGGUGUAGGGAGAGGCACAACCCCAACUCUUGGGGCAGGAAUCUCCCCUGGGGAUUCUGGCAGAGCUCCCAGGGAGAAACCCCCAGUCCAGCUGCCACUGGAAGUCCCUCCAAACGCACUCCCAGCGCCGCACGCCCCGCAGAGGCCUCCCACCAGCUCAGGCUCCCCGAGACAAGCCUCUGAGAGCCCCAGCUGCCUCCCUCCUCUACAGCCCCAACCCGGCUCACACACUGAACCCUGAGCCUGGUCACCUUCCUAGGCCAGCACCCGCUCCCUGCUCCCCAAGCCCCCUCCGUCCUGCUGCCCAGCCCAGCCCAGCUCGCACACCUGAAGGCCCUGCACACAGUAGGCGUCCAGUCCAUCUGGUCAGGGAGUGAGCCAGGCGAUGAACGGCAUCGUGGAACUCUGGGCAGAGAGACUGAGAUCCUCCCCAGCCAGGAGGGCGUGGCUGAGACUCAGGCCAUCGUUCCUCACAUCCUCGGGCCUCUUUGCCCAAGAAAAGGAAGCUUCUCUCAUGCUUUGCACCUCCCACUGCCUCCGUCCCGACCCCAUGCCUUUCCACUGGGUCUCUGCCAGGAUGUAAGCCGACGAGGGCAGGGCCUGUGUCGACCCCAGGCCCUGGCAGUUGUGGGCUGCUCAAUAAACACUUGUUGAACGAUC